Messenger RNA from Gaeumannomyces tritici R3-111a-1, 858 nucleotides. RefSeq lists its product as hypothetical. Lineage: Eukaryota; Fungi; Ascomycota; Sordariomycetes; Magnaporthales; Magnaporthaceae. The transcript is spliced from 4 exons. Bases 1 to 858 code for a protein of 285 amino acids. The record is from RefSeq and is a predicted model, not a curated record.
AUGCCGCCUCUUCACAAUGAGCCGCCAGCGGUGAGGAAGGGGUACGAGCAGGAGCGGCGAGAGACCCGGCCUGUCCUGCGUCAUCUGUCACCUAAGCCGCACAGGGGAGGCGCUGCAUCUGCGCUACAACAGCAUCUGGGCCACUCUGCCGGGUUUUGUGCUUCCACGCACUCGACGCCGGCUGCACUUGCUAUUCCACCUCGAGCGCGGCGGGGGGGGGUGGCAUGCGACGCGCAUGGAACACGGGCGAUUGUCCCUCCGUCCCUCGAUCCCAGCCUGGAAUAUGAGGGCUACACUGUGUGCAUCGGCCCAGCCACUUGCACCACGCCGUGCUUAGGACCCGAGGUGCCGGAGCUCUGCAAAAGAAAGGGGAUGCUUUCAGCCCAGAGCCCAGCUGCGAUAGGCGACGGCCCGACGUUUGAGCAGGAGGGAACCGAGGUCUGGAGCGGGGAGCCCAGCCCGACGGCGGCGCCUCGCAGUGGGCCGUUUGCUGCAUUUUUGGGAUCGGCGUGGCUCGAGGAAGGCCGGGGGGGAGAGGACCAGCCCAUUGGUACGGCGACGCGGAUGAGGGGGGGCGAGCCCUACGCGGGGACUGGUCGCAACGAGGGAGGGUGGGAGAAUUGGGAAUUGGGACGGCCGACCGGUGUGAGGAGGAUCAUGUACCCAGAUUCCAUGGGUGGGCAGAGAAUGCUGAUAUCGACCGAGACGGCUUCCCUGCGAGCCCGAGGGUGUGGGAUUCGCUAUCACGGGCGUUGCUCUGGCCAGCUGAUGGCAGCCAACGAGAGCGCAGGACGAGUCCGAGGCAGGGUCCAGGGACGCGGGCCGGGCGUCCCCAGCUCGAGGCCCAUGCCGGAAUAG